Gossypium arboreum is the source of this 3772-nucleotide messenger RNA. Its product is annotated as probable alkaline/neutral invertase D. The coding region runs from base 272 to 1951 and encodes 559 amino acids. NCBI's taxonomy places the organism in Eukaryota, Viridiplantae, Streptophyta, Magnoliopsida, Malvales, Malvaceae. The transcript is spliced from 6 exons. Gene Ontology annotation, molecular function: endo-alpha-N-acetylgalactosaminidase activity; sucrose alpha-glucosidase activity. Gene Ontology annotation, biological process: sucrose catabolic process. The record is from RefSeq and is a predicted model, not a curated record.
AAGAAAACGACACGGCUGUUAUUACAAAUUUGUUUUUUCCUUCUUUCUAAGUCUUUUUCUUUUCUUCUCACUCUAUAAAUAUCACGUAUUCACAACUAGCUUCCUUUUUCCUCCCUCUCUCUCUUCUUACCGACCGUUUUCCUGCCUGGUCGCCGUUUAGUUUUCUAAACCGAGGUUGCCGGAGAGUCCAUUUUCUCCGACAUUUCUUCCUUCUUAAAAGAUCUCUUCUUUUGAGACUUGACUUCCGGUUUUGUUGAUUGAAGACAAAGAAAUGGAAGGGACUAAAGAGAUGGGGCUUAGAAAUGUGAGCUCAACGUGCUCAAUCAACGAAAUGGAUGAUUAUGAUCUCUCACGUCUUCUUGAUAAGCCAAGGCUUAACAUAGAGAGGCAAAGAUCAUUUGAUGAGAGGUCACUCAGUGAGCUCUCUAUUGGUCUCACCAGAGCAGGUCUUGACAAUUACGAGACCACAUACUCUCCUGGUGGGAGGUCAAGGUCAGGUUUCGAUACUCCGGCUUCAUCGACUAGAAACUCAUUUGAGCCACACCCCAUGGUGGCCGAAGCAUGGGAAGCUCUCAGGAGGUCUUUGGUGUAUUUCAGAGACCAGCCAGUUGGUACCAUUGCCGCAUAUGACCAUGCUUCCGAGGAAGUUUUGAACUAUGAUCAAGUUUUUGUUCGAGAUUUUGUACCCAGUGCUCUGGCGUUUCUGAUGAACGGAGAGCCUGAUAUAGUUAAGAACUUUCUCUUGAAGACUCUACAACUUCAAGGGUGGGAGAAAAGAAUAGAUAGAUUCAAACUAGGAGAAGGUGCUAUGCCAGCUAGCUUCAAAGUUCUUCAUGACCCUGUACGAAAAUCAGACACAAUUAUUGCAGAUUUUGGAGAGAGUGCCAUUGGAAGAGUUGCACCAGUUGACUCUGGAUUCUGGUGGAUCAUUCUGCUCCGUGCAUAUACAAAAUCUACUGGGGACUUGUCGCUAGCUGAGACACCUGAGUGUCAGAAAGGAAUGAGGCUCAUACUCACUUUGUGUCUGUCAGAAGGAUUUGAUACAUUCCCAACUCUACUUUGUGCUGAUGGGUGCUCUAUGAUUGAUCGAAGAAUGGGUAUUUAUGGUUAUCCUAUUGAAAUUCAAGCACUUUUCUUUAUGGCGUUGAGGUGUGCUUUAUCAAUGCUAAAGCAUGAUGCGGAAGGAAAAGAAUGCAUUGAAAGAAUCGUGAAACGCUUGCAUGCCUUGAGUUAUCAUAUGCGCAGUUACUUUUGGCUUGACUUUCAACAACUAAAUGAUAUCUACAGAUAUAAAACUGAGGAGUAUUCUCACACUGCAGUAAAUAAGUUCAAUGUUAUUCCUGAUUCUAUCCCAGACUGGGUAUUUGACUUUAUGCCAACACGAGGUGGCUACUUUAUUGGCAAUGUUAGUCCUGCAAGGAUGGAUUUCCGAUGGUUUUGUUUAGGUAACUGUAUAGCAAUACUAUCUUCUCUUGCAACUCCAGAGCAAUCAAUGGCUAUUAUGGACCUUAUUGAAGCCCGCUGGGAUGAACUUGUUGGAGAAAUGCCUCUAAAAAUAGCUUAUCCUGCAAUAGAAAGUCAUGAAUGGCGAAUUGUCACUGGCUGUGACCCUAAGAAUACAAGAUGGAGUUAUCACAACGGAGGAUCAUGGCCAGUGCUGUUGUGGCUGCUAACGGCUGCUUGCAUCAAAACGGGAAGGCCGCUGAUUGCAAGACGUGCGAUUGAUCUUGCCGAGACACGUUUGUUGAAAGAUAGCUGGCCUGAGUAUUAUGACGGGAAGCUCGGGAGAUAUAUUGGUAAACAGGCUAGGAAGUACCAGACAUGGUCAAUAGCAGGAUAUUUAGUGGCAAAAAUGAUGCUGGAGGACCCAUCACACUUGGGGAUGAUUUCAUUGGAAGAGGACAAACAGAUGAAGCCAUUGCUAAAGAGAUCAUCUUCCUGGAAUUGCUAAAAACAAAACAAAAACAAAACAGGGAAAAAGAGCUUUAAAAAUUUUCAUUAUAACAAUAUUCUUUUUUAUUUGGCGCUGCUCCUCUAUUUAGGGUUUCAUCAAAAAAACAAAAAAAAAACUUUGCUUUUUUCUGUACUGUAGCAGGUUGCUAAGACUUAAUCUCUUGCCUUCUCUUCAGAAAAGAAAUAAAUAAUAGAUACAUUUUGCUGUUUUGGGUACAUUUUUUAAUGUAUUUUUCAAGGACUAUGAUGAUGAUGAUUAUGAUCUGGUGAAUUCGACCCGAAACUAUAAUUUUAUGUAUUCUUCAAGGUCCAUUUGGAUUAAAAAAAAGUAAAGAGUAAGAGUGCAAGCAAUGAUCCUAACAGGUGUUGAGAACUUGGAAUAAAGAGAUUGAAUCGAUUUUUUAAUUAUUGUAGAAUUGAUAACCAAUCAUUAAGAAUGUAGAAAAAGAAAUAUAUAUUAUAUGUGGGAGGUGGUGACGUGGUUUAAGAAACAAAUGAAGGAGUCCAGAGGUUAGGACGCAAAGAAAGAGGGUAUGGUUUAUAUUUAUGACCAUCGCGUUUGAAGAAAAUGAAAUCAUAGUUUUAUAGGGCGGCAUUCAGAAAUAUUUUGUUAUUUCAUUGGGUAGUAGUUCCAGGUUUUUCAACACAAAAGCUUACUCGUGCAAGAAAAAGGGUAGUGGGAAAACAAUUUCAAACGUCAUUGCUACACCUGCAGCUUAAGAAAUUACAAAGUCCCUAUGGUUGUGAACAGCAUGAGGUGCUGCAAUUUCGUCGCAAUUUGAACGCCCGCGAUUAGGUUAGGUGAAUGAAUGUUUGAAACCAAAGUUAAUUAACCCACCACCCACAACCCAACGAAUGAAAGUCAAAUUAAGGAAACUUCCAUCGCAUGACUUUAUCAAAAUCCAUUGCUCUCUUAUCUAUUUAUUUCUACUUCUAUUUCCUCAAGCUUUCUUGUAAGCUUCCAAUAUGUCAUCGAUGGCGGAUCAACAGAGAAUCCAUCCCGUCCCGGAUGUCGAAGCACCACCACAAACCUCCCCAACAGUUCCCUUGGUGCCCCAGGGCACGUCGAAAUCCGAUGACCAAUCAUAUCCACCUUUCCAUCGUACUUAUCCACCUAUGAACUCCAAACCUCCCAAGAAGAGAAGCCGUUGCUGCAAGUGCUUGUGUUGGACCCUGUCUCUUCUCUUGCUGUUCAUCCUUAUUCUGGGGAUUACCGUUGGCAUUUUGUUCCUUGUUUUCCGACCAAAGCUACCUAAAUAUUCUAUUGACAGGAAUCCCAACGAAAGAAUCGGAAUCUAUUACGAAGGAGGUAGCCAUCUAAGCGCGUGGUACACUGAAACCAAGUUAUGCCAAGGGUCAAUGCCAAAAUUCUACCAAGGUCACCGAAACACGACGGUGCUGGUUUUGCCUUUGUCAGGACAAAUCCAAAACGGUACAGGUUUGAUCAUGGCGGUGCAAGAGCAGCAACAGCGGACGGGAAACAUCCCAUUGAGAUUGCGGGUGAGUCAGCCUGUGAGGGUUAAGCUUGGGAAGUUAAAGCUCAUGAAAGUGAAGUUCUCGGUUAGGUGCGGGUUAGUGGUAGAUGCUUUAUCUGCUAACAACACCGUCACAAUUCAAAGUAGUAGCUGCAAAUUUAGGCUUAGCUUGUAGAGUUCCUAAUUUCUAACACCCGCCAUAUUUUUUACAUUUAUGUUCGAGAAAUAAGGAGGGUUUUAAUAUAUGCGGUUUUGUUCUCCUCCAUGCUAUAUACUUCAGUUUGUUGUUAUAUAUUUGUAAUGGUAUUGUUAUUCUAUAUAUUCUUUUUUCUUUUUUUGGGAAA